Penicillium vulpinum is the source of this 570-nucleotide messenger RNA. Its product is annotated as cysteine hydrolase family protein. Bases 1 to 570 code for a protein of 189 amino acids. The record is from RefSeq and is a predicted model, not a curated record. Lineage: Eukaryota; Fungi; Ascomycota; Eurotiomycetes; Eurotiales; Aspergillaceae. The transcript has a single exon.
AUGGCAACCGUCCUCCUCAUCCUUGACGUCCAAAACGGGGUAAUCGAUCGCCUCCAUAGCCCAGAGCCCUACCUCGAACGCCUAGCAUCAACUGUCACUUCUGCACGCAAGGCCAACGUGAAAAUCAUCCACGUCAUCACCGCCUUUCGUCCAGGCUACCCAGAAAACAAUCCAAACAACUCAUCUGUACCCUCUGUCGUCGCUCGCGGUGAAUACCUCGAAGGCCACUCGUCAGUGCAAGUUCACCCAGCCAUUGCACCUGUAUCUGGAGAAGUGGUCCUCACCAAGCGUCGUGUCUCGGCUUUCUUUUCUACUGAACUUGAUAUGCUUUUGCGCUGCGCAAAUGCCGAGUCUAUCGUUGUCGCAGGCUUGAUCACCAGCGGAGCCGUACUAUCGACUGUUCGCCAGGCAAUGGACAUGGACUACCGUAUUACUGUGUUGGAAAAUUGCUGCAUGGAUCGUGAUGAGGAGCUGCACCGUGUGUUGAUGGAGAAGGUCUUUGCGCGCAAGGCGGAUGUUCUUUCGGCUGCGGAAUGGGCCGAGAAGCUUUUCACCGAGGCGCAUCGCUAA